Linum trigynum is the source of this 1247-nucleotide messenger RNA. NCBI's taxonomy places the organism in Eukaryota, Viridiplantae, Streptophyta, Magnoliopsida, Malpighiales, Linaceae. The record is from the annotation of a GenBank genome assembly.
GGUAAUUGCUUAGGUACGCACCCUUCCUCCCCACUCACUCUCCCUCCUUCCCUCAUUGCCGUCUUCUUCUCCUUUCUCAACUCUCAUUUCCCACCCGUGUCUUUCGCCAUAAACAAACAUUUCCUUCAGCAUCUUUUCCUCUUCAUCCCACUACUGGUUCCAUUGUUGGAUUUUCCCCUGACCCACUCAUAUUCUUUAAGAAAUACAAGGAAAAGAAGAAACAUAAUCUGAUAUGAACAACACUAUCUGCAGACAAAAGCGCCGGUUAUGUUAGGCACACUGGUUUCCUCCCACACUCUCUUCUUCUAUCUCUGAUUCAUAAACCAAAAACCCUCAUCCGGAGUUUCUCUGUCAAACCACAACAGACACCUGCAAAGCUUCAGAAGUUGUUUCAUCUGGUUGUCAGUCAUUGAUGGAGGCGGUGAACAGCAAAGGGUCAUCAUCAUCAUUGUCUAGAAGAAGAAGAAGCUAUAUAAGCAACAGUUGCUGCAGAGCAUUACUCUGUUUCGUCGUCACCAUCAUCUUCUUCUACAGUGAUACUUUGUCUUCUCCUGGCAUCAGGUGCCCUUUCUCUGCUUCCCAUGAUUUGCAUUUUCAGGUUAGUACUCUCUACUUCUACUUCAAGUUCAACGUAAUUACUCUCUCUCUACUGUUACAAGAUUGAAACUUUACUGGUGAAUUACAGUGAAGUGAAUUCCACCCCACCAAACCAAGAAAUAGUCUUGUCUUGCCUUCCUGCCUGCCGGUCAGCCCCUUUUUUGUUUUCUGUGUUUUUUCCACUCACUGUCAUUUCUCGUCUUUUCCUGGUCACCAAACAGAGGCAAUUGGUACGGUCCAAAAACAACCCACUGUGACUGCGCCCCUGCACCCUACACUGAUCACUAUUCCCCUCGCUUGUUCUCUUCUUCUUUUUCUUUGCUUAACUAAUAAUGUAAUCUUUCAUCUGCCGUCCGAUUACGACGAAGGCGCCACCACGGAUCACAACUAUACAUGGGCGCGGGAUCAUGCUUGGGCCGGCACGGCACAAACACGCUUCAGGCCCAUUUAUUUCGUGUCGUGCUUGGCACGGCCCGUCUGUUUUCGUACUGUGUCGUGAAAGCUCAUUUACUAACUUUGCUAGGCCCGGCCCAGGCCCGAGCACGGUUGGAAUCGUGUCGUGCCGUGCCUAUUCGUGCUCAUGCCGUGUUCGUAUUCGUGUUUAAUGAAAAGGAAGAAAAUAAAAGAGAUAAUGAAAAAAGGUGAAAAUU